Pygocentrus nattereri (red-bellied piranha) is the source of this 4131-nucleotide messenger RNA. RefSeq lists its product as uncharacterized. The transcript is spliced from 19 exons. The coding region runs from base 718 to 3885 and encodes 1055 amino acids. Lineage: Eukaryota; Metazoa; Chordata; Actinopteri; Characiformes; Serrasalmidae. Gene Ontology annotation, molecular function: protein binding; ubiquitin protein ligase activity. Gene Ontology annotation, biological process: ubiquitin-dependent protein catabolic process; protein polyubiquitination. The record is from RefSeq and is a predicted model, not a curated record.
GAACCUUUUCACGAAAGAACAUUUUAAGCAUGCUAAAGGUUCUGCAACCAUUGUCUUCACUAGGACUGUCUUUUUUAACAGUCCACACUUAAAUAAAUAAAAAAUAAUCAACAAAAAUAAGAUCAAAAUAAACCAGAUCAACUGUGUUAUAUUGCACUUCCACAACCUACUAAAAAACUCCUAAAACUACUAAACGUAUAUAAGAUUAUUUAUAAGAAUAAAUUAGUCCAAAAUACAUUAAAUCAAGGGUUCUCCUUUUCCACCUGAAGGCCCAUCUGUUCAUCACUACAAAGCGUGAAGGCCCACAAGAAAACAAAACUCAACAUUUUUGCUAAAAUAUGUCAUUUUUGUGAAAUUUUUAACUGAGUGAUGUUUGGGCAUCUACCCUUGCAAUAUGUGAUGUUUAUUUGUGGACAUAAAAUAUCAGCAGAAUAUUGGUGUAAGUGGACAACUGAAAGGUCAGGUCUUUCUAGAGGCAAAGGGCGAAAACAUGGACAAAGCUGCUUUUGUGCACUGCUAUGGUGAGGCUUCUAUUAAUGUUCUGAAGUGUCUGAAAACAUUUCAUAUUUCUUUUUUUACUUGAGUCAAUUAUUUUUCACUGAUUUUUAAAACAAAGUGCUAUCACAGGCUCACUACAGACCACUGCCCCCCUCGGAACAGGUCCAAGGACCACCAAGGGGUGCUUUGUGGCCCACUUGUGGUCCUCGGCCUACUUACAUGCCUAUUUGCCUUUUUGAGUUAUGUGGUGAUGGGUCAAGGACAGUAAAACUGGAAGACGGCUUAAACCAAGUGGACGUUGAGGUGACAUCAGAGGAUGGCACGCUGAAGAAAUACAGCAUCGAGCUGACCAAGCUUUCGGCCAGUGAAGCCAGUUUGAGUGCCCUCAUUAUAAAGAGACAACAACUCCAUCCUGCAUUUUCUCCAGAUACUCACGAAUACUCAUGCCAGGUGAAUUUUGACCGUCAUGUGGUCACUGUGGAAGCCCAAGUGCCUGACCACAACAUGCAGGUCACAGUGAAGGAGGCUUGCAGCUCCGGGUCUGUGAGGUUAAACGUUGGAGACACGCUGGUCACUGUCAACGUCUCGUCACCAGAUGGCACCAAUUCCCAAGUGUACACAAUCUUGAUUACUCAGGAACAGAUUCCUUUAGCCGUCAGCUUUUGUGAGAUGAACGAUCAGAAGGAGUUUGAGUGUCCCGUGUCUUUAAGUGCACUUUAUAGGCCUUUUUCAAUAAAUCAGAGUGACCCAAAGGCCGUUUUCUCAGCCCCAUAUAUUGACAUGCUGACACGGAGGUCGAAGGUGCAUCCGUUUACUGACAGACCUUUGGGAGACUCAUGGAAAGUUCCAGAGAGUGAACUCAACAACAGAAUGUCUAGUGCAUCUGUCAAAUGUUUCUUUGCGCAUCGUGGUUGUGAAAGCGUGCUGAAGCUUGCAGAGAUUGGAGCACACGCAAAAGGCUGUCCCAACAGACCACCAGUCAACCUGGAUACGAAGGAGGUCACUGAAAUGAGCUGGUACAAAAAACAUUUCACAUCCUCAAGAAGCCUGGAAAUUGAGACAAAGCACUGUCUUCAGGUUCGAAACUGGGAGAAAAGGCUUCAGACUGCAGUGGACGAGGGCAAUAUAGACGACUUGUGCGGUCAUGCUGAGAGCCAGAUAAAGCUGUACAAAGAACAGCUUCCCAAACCAGGUGAUAUGAUGCAGUAUGAGGCAGGACACUCACCUCUGGAUUAUUUGGAACAGGCAGCCAUCCACUAUGCUACUGCCAUCAAAUUCAAACCCAGGGAUUACAAACUGCAUUUCCUGCUUGGAAAGACUCUAGAGGAAUACUACUAUGCUACAGAAAUGUAUGGCCUGAAAAAGAGGGUUCUUGAGGAAGAUGACCAGAAUCUUAAUGAAGCCCAGACAACAGGGAGGCAGGAGGAGAUCUUGGCCAUUUGCAGGCUUCAUGGCUUCUUGGGAACACCCACAGUAGAAAAUCAGCUGAAAGCCCUUGACAAGGAGUUCCACCAGCUGAAAGAGCAGGGCCAGUCAGGGAAGGCUGAUUAUGUCCAGACUCUUUUCAUCUGGCUUUCCAAAAAAGGUGGAAAGGACUGCAAGGCUGGAGUGUGUGAUGAGGAGGGCUGGCUCCACAGAGCCUUUCUGAAGUACCUGGACGCCUGGUCUCUGAGUCCAGAGAAAUGGGAGUUGAACCUGCAGGUGGGCCGCCUGCUGCUCUUACAGGGGAAGAGCAGAGAGGCACUGCAGCAUCUACUUUCUGCACUGGCCCUCGCACCCUCACAGGUGGUGCUCAGGUUCUACAUGGGCCUGGCUAUCCUGCAGCAGAAUGGAGUAUCAGUGGAAGAAGAGCGAGAGGCAAUUUUGUUCCUCCAGCAGGGCCUAGAGUAUGUUAUGGACCAGUACUUUACCUCACCAGACCAAGACCGAGAACAGAAGCAGGAUGCUGAAUAUGCUCUGUCCACUGUGAAUGUCCAAUUUCUGAGAGGCUGUCUCAGUCUGGGAGCACUGCUGUCCAAACAUAUGACCUCAGGGCAGAAGAUUUGUCCAGUGCCGGUCUAUCACACUGUUGCUUUGUUCGCUGCUCGAGCUGUUAGCAUGUGUGUUGGUUGGGGUGAGCUGAUUCAGCAGUUGGAGUGGGUGCUGCUCGAUGCCCACUUUGCUUUGCUUGAAGUCCUCAUGCAGCAGCAGAGCAUGAACAGGCAGGUGUGGAUCGCUCAGAGAUGCCAGGCACUCACUGCUCUGAUACGGCUGUCUUGCAUCGCCCCCUGCAGGGAGCUCCUGGACAUGCAGGAGAAAGUUUGUGAAGUGGGGGUGAUGACCACACCCCGCAGCAGCGCUGCGCUUUGCCUGCUGGGCCUGAGCCAACUGGCCCAGUAUGACAGUGACCCCAGCUCAGAAAGUGGUCAGGCAGCCAUGGCCGACGCCUGCCUCAGUUUUCAGGCUAGUAUCGCAUUGGAGGGAUCGGAAUUGACUGGAGAUCCUCCUGAGCAACUGACCAAGCAGAAGUGGUGGAGGGACCAUUUGGCUAAAGAGAAGAAGAAAACAGACAGGCAGGCCAGCGUUAAGGCCACAGAAGCAGCUGGACCUCCUGAGGCCACAGCAGCUGGGAGAGCAGCUGGAAGAGGCAUACGUGCUGUAGGCCGAGGUGGAGCCACAGCCAAGAGCGCGGCAUCUGCCCCAGCACGUGGGGUCAGGACUGCUGCAGCAGCCAAACAGUCUGGCCAAACAGCAAGAGGUGCAGCCGCUAAGAGUGAUGGUGGAGGGAAGAGUGCAGCCAAGGCGAGUUCUAAAACUCAGCUGUCUUCCUGCAAGUCCAAACAGGAGUGCAGCCCUCCACAGGCUGAGCCAGCAGCAGCAUCAGUAAAAGAGGAGAGCAGUCUCAGUGGAGCGGCCACGCCAGCCAUUAUGAACGUGAAGUCGCAUGCUCCUCGGCUGGGAUUAGCCAGGGCCCUGUCUCGCUCCUCAGACUCGCACCAGCAGGCCUGCUGUCUCUACGAAGAAGUCAUCGCCAUGGCCCAAGAGGUCCACGACGCGUACAUUGAGCUGGCGAACCUGCUGGUGAAAAGUGACCCUUUGGCUGCUGUGGACGUUUACAGCAGGUUCCCCUUAAAGCCUGUUAAUGAACAGACGUUUGAUGACGCCUUCAUUACAGGGGAGAUUGUUCGUAUCCUCAUGAAACAAGAGCUGUUUGAUCACCCACAACUGGCCCCUAACCUGAUUGCCUAUGGAAAAGUCAUGGGGCUCAGUUGCCUUGAAAAGUACAUUGACAUACUGGAUGGGAAGUUCAUGACCAGCCUGCUGAAGACUGUUUACGCAGGAAUUCAUGACAAAUCAGUGGAUGACGAGGACCUUCGAGAGUUUUUCAGAUUUAAGUGCUGGAUAUGAACUUUCCAGCACUUUAAUGGAGUCAUUCCAAAGAGUCCACAAGAGUUGAUGCCAUGUAAGAAACAAAAAAUCGGAUGUUUUUCAACCUUAAAUACAUUCAUUUAAAAAAUAACAUUAACAUAGAAUGAUAUAUGCAUAGCUAAAAGUAUAUUAUAUAGAGUAUAUUAUCUGAGUGUGCAAUUUUAUGUUUAUAGACUGUUACGGUUUCAUCUUAAACAUCACAAAAUACAAGUCAUUGUAACAUUA